Molecule: messenger RNA, 2798 nt
Organism: Patiria miniata (bat star)
Lineage: Eukaryota; Metazoa; Echinodermata; Asteroidea; Valvatida; Asterinidae
Product: neural cell adhesion molecule 2-like
Exons: 17
Coding region: 119-2602 (827 amino acids)
Biological process (GO): dendrite self-avoidance; synapse organization; axon guidance
Cellular component (GO): axon; neuronal cell body; plasma membrane
Molecular function (GO): cell-cell adhesion mediator activity; axon guidance receptor activity
Source: RefSeq, a predicted model, not a curated record
GUACUCGUGUAUAGCAUAGUGACUUCAGAAGCUAGAUGGGGUUGGGUUUUUUUUAGUGACUUUGGUUUUAUCAUUUUGCCUACAUUUCUGUUGUUUGGAAAUACCCUUAUUCGCAACCAUGAAGAAGGAGAGUGUAUGGUCGCUUGUGAAGGUUGCCGUGUUGUCGAUAUGCUGUGGAAUUAUAACAGUUGAAUGUAUCACCUUUGACCCACAGCAGCAGAUCCCUGUACAGGUGGACACGACCUACGUCCAGCUGAGAUGCCCGUUACAACGCUGGGGCGUGGUCAGACCAGUCACGUUCAGCUGGUUCCACCGGCCAACGACUGGACAGGAGACACAGAUUUACACCUCCGCCCACUUCACGAUAGCCACGGAUGGGGGCCUCCUUACCAUCGACAGGGUGCAGAAAACUGACGGCGGGGUGUUCACCGCCAUGGCCACCGACGCGGCCGCCAAAACCGGCAACUGCACCUUUUACGUGCAGGUGUUAUACGGGCCCGUCUUUGACACCCCGUCCGUCAGCCAGUUGCAAGUCAACGUUACCCAGUCCUUGGUCCUUACCUGCCCCUACGACAGCAGCCCCGAGGCACGCGUCUCCUGGAUGAAGGACGGCAUCAUGCUGGGCUCCACCCAGAAAUUCAUCUUCAGCGGCAAAAACCUGACCAUCACAGCUGUGGACUCCACUGACAAGGGUAGCUACCAGUGUCGAGCCACCAACACCGUCGGCUCAGCCGUCAGCUCACCGAUAUCAGUCGUGGUUGUGAUUCCGACGGCAUUCGUGACCACGCCAUCCUCUGUAGAGAUCUUCAUCACGGGAGAGCCCGCCAAUCUCACCUGCAGCGCCAUGGGCUCCCCCCGCCCAACAAUCGAAUGGAAAAAGGGUACCGUCACACUGACCACCGACAGUCUUCACAUCAUCACCCAGUCCAGCGCCGAGGACGUGGCUAUCUCGUCCCUGGAGUACAGAACCAUAAGCGUGGAGGCUCAAGGCAAAUACACCUGCACUGCCCGCAACCCAGAACAGACCCUGCAACACCUCUUUGAAGUUGCUAUCCAUGCACCUCCUGAGAUAACGUCCGUCUUUGAGUCCACCAUGUACGUCAAGAUUGGCAAGCCCAUGACGCUAUACUGCCAAGCCACUGGAAUUCCUAAGCCGUCCUUCACUUGGUUUAAGGACGAUAGGGCUAUAGCGCGUGUGGCAGAUACCCAUUUCCAGGAAGGUUGGGAUGGGUACCUGAGGGUGACUGAGGUGAUCGGCUCUGACAAAGGGCUGUACCAGUGCCGCGCUGUCAACGAUGUCGGGGAAGCCUUCUCGGAAGCUUUCAAUCUGGUGGUAACUGGCCUGCACUUUCUGGUGAAGCCGCGUCCCAAUAAGUACAUCAUGACCAACAGCACGGCCCGUAUGAACUGCAAAGUAGCCGGCGCCCAGAACAACGUACCGGUGGCCAUCGAUUGGUUGAAAGACGGCAGGCGUGUGGACGCGCGGUGCUCACAGGCCGACUUCAACAAUUCCCUGUGUACGGGCACCUUUGUCAUGGGCCGCUCUCUGUAUAUCAGCCGCAUGGCCACAGCUGACGAGGGUGUGUACACCUGCGAGGCUACAGAGCAGGCCGGACGGAACCCAGAGACCAUCCGGGCAGAUUCCCUGAUACAGAUCCUAGUCCCUGUGGAGUUUGAUCCCGUCUUGCCUCGAACGGUACGCGGUGACUUCCACAGGGGGCUGACGGUACGUUGCCAGGCGACCGGAACGCCCACACCCAAGAUAGAAUGGUAUCGCCAUGGCGUCCGCGUCCUCAACAACACACACAGAGUAGUGACUGGUGGUCUGAUGAAGUUCCUUGCCCUUCACGUGGCCGACUCUGAUCGAUACACUUGCAUCGCGUCCAACAAAGCCGGCGAGAAAGUGCAGAAUGUGCACAUCAGUAUCAACACUAUUCUGACUACCCCAGCUGCCCUCAGCCUCACCAUCACACCAUUCAGUUACAAUGCCCAGAUCCAGUGGGGCGUCAUCGCCAACGGCGGCUACGCGGUGACGGGCUUCCAGUUGGAGUACAGACAGAUCAAGCCCACCGUCUCCGAGUGGACCGUCUUCGAAGACAUCGGGAUUAGUGAGCGGUCCUUGGGCAUCAAGAAUCUAGACCCCGAUGCAUCGUACCAGGUCAAGGCCUGGGCCAACAACCAGCUGGGCAAAGGCGAGGUGGUGACCAUGGAGUUCCAGACUGUGGCAGAGGAGGGUGGCGGUAUUCUGCAGCUGUCCCUAUCCCAGCUCCUCAUCAUUGUCAUCAUCAUCAUUGCUGCCGUCGGCAUGCUGAUUGCCAUCAUCUGUGUCAUUGUCUGCAGGCGUCACGGGUCCAACCUCGCCGUCAUGAGAGCCAGGCAGAGGGCCCAGGCGGAUGACAACCAAGCCCUGGUCACCAACCAGCAGGACCAGUCCUCCCAUGUCAACCCCGCCUACGAGGGGGGAGGCAAGGCCCAGAAGGACAUGGAGCUCAAGGAGGUCAAGCCUCAGGAGGAAGGGGGCGGGGGCGGGGACGCCAAGGCUCAGGCCGACGCCCCCUCGGGGCAGAACGGCGAAGCUAAGAAGGAGACCACUACGACGUAAGGACAAGAUCCUGCAAGUAUGAAACCCUCAAGGAUCUGAACAGCACCGGAUUGCUCAUAAUGCUUUUCAUGCAUUUUGUUGAGUUGUAUUACACAACUCAAGAUAAGGCCCAAAAAAAAAAAUAAGUCGGUCUCUGGUCAGCGCAGGCGUCGAUUUUAAUCAUGCGCGUCGAUCUUUUUUUUUUUCCAAAAUGUUC